CGUUGUUGUCAGCAGGAAAAAUAUUGAAAAUUUGUGUUUUGUGUGGGGGAAAGUUUUUGUUGGUUUUUUUAUACUUUUGUUAUUAAAAUUGAACCCAUUUUCUUCGAAUAAAAAACAACUUAACUUUUGUUUUAUUUCAAUACCAAUCUAUAUAAAAUGGAAGGUGAAAAAAUCGAAAUGUGCAAAAGCCUUAUAGAAUGGUUUAAAACACUGAAUCUCAAAGCCCCCCAUAGCAAUGCUGAACAACUUAGCGAUGGCGUAGCACUGGCUCAGGCGCUUAAUCAAUUUUCCCCAGAUUCCUUUACUGAAUCAUGGCUCUCGAAAAUAAGAUCAGAUUGUGGAUCCAAUUGGCGUCUGAAAAUGAGCAACAUGAAAAAAGUCAUCGAGGGCGUUUACGAUUACUACACGGAUGUUCUGAAUUACACUCUGUCCGAAUACCCCCGUCCAGAUGCUCAGAAAAUUGCAGAAAAGUCGGAUAUGAUCGAAUUGGAGCGUCUACUGCAGUUGCUUCUGGGUUGUGCCGUGAAUUGUGCUGACAAACAGGAUUACAUCACUCAGAUAAUGGAAUUGGAGGAGUCCCUUCAACAGAAUAUUAUGCGGGCCCUACAAGACCUCGAAUCGACGCUGCAGGGUUCAUCACCAUCGAGAAAUUCCAUAUCAAUGGUGAAUUUUGACUUCAAGGUUCUCCAAGAGGAACGAGAUGCUUUGGCGCAAAAGUGUUUCGAAGCAGAAAAGAAGAUUGUUCUGCUAGUGGAAGAAAAAACAGUAAUCCAACAGGAACUUGCCAAGCUUCAAAUCGAAUUAGAAAAACAUGAAAACCCAGCGCUAAUCGGUGAAGAUGGAACAUCGCUGGGACCAAUGACACCGGGUUCUGCGCGUCACAACGAAAUACGCCGUCAAAUGGAACACCUUAAAGAGGAACUCCUCCAAUCAGAAGCCGCUCGAGAAGAUUUAAAAAUGAAAACCCAACAACAGGAAAAGGAAUUAACCACCUUACAACAAAAAAUUGAAGAACUCACGCAACAAACGGCAGAAUUGUCACAGUUGAAAGACGAAGUUGAUAUUCUUCGAGAAUCUAAUGACAAAUUAAAAGUCUUCGAGACACAAUUAAUAACGUAUAAGAAGAAAUUGGAAGAUCAUAACGACUUAAAGAAACAAAUCAAAAUGCUCGAAGACAGAAGUGCGGAGUAUUUACAACAAAAUGCUGCCUUUGAAGAAGAUGCAAAAAAAUUCGCCACCGUUAAGGGACAAGUUGAGCUUUACAAAAAAGAGAUCCAAGAACUUCAUACAAAGCUUGAUAAUGAAUUGAGCAAAAAUGACAAAUUAGAAUUCACUAAUAAAAACUUGGAAAGCAAUUUGAGUGCAUUGCAAAGAGCCAAGGAAAGUUUGUUGAAGGAAAGAGAUAAUCUACGAGAGGCGGUGGAUGAAUUAAAAUGUGGAGAGUUGUCAACCCGCAGAGAAAGUGGCAACACAAUGUCCAAGGAACUUCAAUCACCGGCUUUGAUUGAGAAAAUCGAACGUUUGGAAGCUGAAAAUAAAGCCUUACGUGAAGGCCAAGGUGGACAAACAGCUUUAGCGCAAUUGCUUGAUGAUGCAAAUAAACGCAAUGAUAAUCUCAGGGAACAACUCAAAGCCACAAAUGAGCAAGUUCUCUCUUUGAAAUUAGCAUCAACUAAAAUCGAGCCCAAGGAUGGUGAAAUAGAUAAACACCUUAAACAGUUAAUUGAACUCAACGAACAAAAAACUUACCAAUUAGAAGAAUUUGUACAGAAAAAUAUUUCUUUGCAAGGAAAAAUAACUAAACUAGAGAGCACGGUAUCAGCAAGAGAACAGGAACUAUUAGCAUUCGAUGCAAAGUACAGAAAAUGUGUUGAAAAGGCAAAGGAAGUCAUUAAAAAUCUAGAUCCUAGAAUAGCUACAGUUAUGGAAAACAUUGGUUUAGAAAAAAACCAAGAAACCGAAACAGAAAACAAAGUUGGCAUGAGCAAAAUGGAAGAAGAACUAAUGGCAACAGCCUUCUACAGGCUUAGCGUCAAUGCACAACGUGAUGCAGUCGAUACAAAACUUGCAAUGCUUAUGGGUCAAGGACAAACGUUCCUAGCCAGGCAAAGACAGUCAGCACCCCGAAAACCUCAAACCAACACUUUCAAAUCCAAAUAACAUACUUUUGCAUGGCAUGUCCCUAUAUUCUAUAAUAUUGUUAUAAUUAUUUUAAGUAAAAACACAAUGUUUUCUUCGAUUUCCUUUAUUUUGUGGUCAAUUGCAAAUUAGUUUAUAUCCUAUUUAUAAAAAAAAUCAAAAAAACAAAAACAAAAUUCAUCACAUUAGGUUUAUUAAAUUUUUGUUUCUCACUCAUUUGUAUUAGAAAAGAUAUUAUUAUGUACUAAAA
This is a messenger RNA of Eupeodes corollae, 2389 nucleotides long. It is a transcript of the gene hook, whose product is annotated as protein hook. The transcript is spliced from 11 exons. Gene Ontology annotation, cellular component: centrosome; cytoplasm. NCBI's taxonomy places the organism in Eukaryota, Metazoa, Arthropoda, Insecta, Diptera, Syrphidae. Gene Ontology annotation, molecular function: dynein light intermediate chain binding; microtubule binding. Bases 157 to 2160 code for a protein of 667 amino acids. Gene Ontology annotation, biological process: cytoskeleton-dependent intracellular transport; cytoplasmic microtubule organization. The record is from RefSeq and is a predicted model, not a curated record.